CUAGCAUGUUUGCUAAUGCGGCUAUACUUGCAGACGACGUUCAUUUAUUCGCAAAGGUAGCGCCUUUAAACGUUUUUAGACGAGAAAACAAAUAUUUCUACCUUUUCGACAUUUAGGUUUAUUUAACACAACCGGAUAGUAGAAAACUAGCUCGCUUAAGCGAUUUUAUUCACCUGAUGAAUACGUUUACGUACGCAACAGACAGCUAAGCUAGCUCCGAUUUAAUUAGCUUCCUGCUUGUUGUCCUUAUGUCCCAUUGAAUAAGAGCUGUUGAACAGAGAGAAUACAUCGCCCAGUCAUGCAAGCCUGCUAUUAGCAACAAGCUUGGGCGGCACCCUUAAGAAGAAAGAGCAAAGUGUGAGCUAGUCGCUGCUAACUUUGUUGGAAACGUAUGAACACGAAGGAAGAAGGAAAGAGAUGUUAGCUUGUCGGACUGACCCUACCCUACGUCUCAGGUGAACACUUCCCGGCCUUGUGUACCCAGCUGUUUACGGAGGAUGGGAAUACCCUCAUCACUAGCUGCUAGCCUCUUCUAAGUUUUGGAUGUUAUUACAAACCUCAUUAUAAUUCAACUGUUAUGUGACAUUUUUCUCAUUGAGAGAAGCUUUGCACAAUAAUCAUGGACGCGGAGGAAGUUCCCCAAGAAGAAAGUUACUGUUAAACCAUUUUUUGAUCUCAACUGUUUAUGAGCGUGUUUUUGUAAAUGACUCUUUUUCCUGGAUUCACUUCGACAUGGCUGCGUUCGCUGAGUUUGUUCCCCCUCCGGAGUGCCCGGUGUUUGAGCCGAGCUGGGAGGAAUUCUCAGAUCCUUUAGGAUUUAUCAACAAGAUCCGACCCAUUGCAGAGAAAACGGGCAUCUGCAAGAUCAGACCUCCCCAGGACUGGCAGCCUCCAUUUGCCUGUGAUGUUCGCAACUUCCGCUUUACCCCAAGAGUGCAGAGACUAAAUGAACUUGAGGCACUCACUCGAGUAAAACUUAACUUCCUGGAUCAGAUUGCAAAGUUUUGGGAGUUGCAAGGAUCCAAGAUUCGCUUCCCUCAUGUAGAGAGAAAGAUUUUGGAUCUCUAUCAGCUCAGCAAGACGGUGUCGUCUGAAGGCGGAUUUGAGACGGUGUGCAAAGAGAAGAGAUGGUCCAAAGUGGCUACUCGAAUGGGCUUCCCACCUGGAAAAGGCACCGGUUCUCUUUUGCGUUCACAUUAUGAGAGAUUCCUUUACCCCUAUGAACUCUUCCAGUCUGGAGCUACUCUUACUGGCAUCCAGCGGCUGUAUGAUGAGGGAGCAGAUGGGGAAGAAGUGGAUGAGGGUGUGGGGGAGGAAGCAAUGGAUGAAGAGGAGCAAGAGGAGGUGGAUGAAAAGGACAAGGAGAAAGACAAAGAGGGUGACGUGACGCAAACCAAAGAACGGCUUCCAUCAGAGAGGCGCUCCCGGCGACUGAAGUGUGAGAGGGAAAACAAGGAGCCUAAAGGCCUCAAAAUCUUCGGAACAAGCCCCAAGAUGGUCGGUUUGGAGAUUGUAUCCACUGAUGAUGGGUUCAUUAAGAAGCAGCGGCACCUCAAAGCCCAGGCCUUCGCCAUUAAAAUGAGACCACGCAAGGAGGCACUGGAGGUUAACUUUAUUGAUCUUUAUUUCUGCCUGGUGUGCGGACGAGGCGACGAGGAAGACCGACUGCUGCUUUGUGACGGCUGUGACGACAGCUACCACACCUUCUGCCUCAUUCCACCCCUGCAGGAUGUGCCCAAGGGAGACUGGAGGUGCCCCAAGUGUGUUGCUGAGGAGUGCAGUAAGCCCAGGGAGGCUUUUGGCUUUGAGCAGGCCGUGAGGGAGUACACUCUGCAGAGUUUUGGAGAAAUGGCUGACCACUUCAAAUCCGACUAUUUCAACAUGCCAGUUCAUAUGGUUCCGACAGAGCUGGUGGAGAAGGAGUUCUGGCGCCUGGUCAGCAGCAUCGAGGAGGAUGUUAUCGUAGAGUAUGGCGCUGACAUCAGCUCCAAGGAUGUGGGCAGUGGUUUUCCUAUAAAAGAUGGCAAGAGGAGGCUACUAGGAGAUGAAGAGGAGUAUGCAAAUUCAGGCUGGAACUUGAACAACAUGCCAGUAUUGGAGCAGUCGGUUCUCACGCACAUCAAUGUGGAUAUAUCAGGCAUGAAGGUGCCCUGGCUGUAUGUUGGUAUGUGUUUCUCUUCGUUCUGCUGGCACAUCGAGGACCACUGGAGUUACUCCAUCAAUUUCCUUCACUGGGGCGAACCCAAAACGUGGUAUGGGGUACCGGCCUCUGCAGCUGAGAAGCUAGAGGCUGUAAUGAAAAAACUGGCUCCAGAGCUCUUUGACUCUCAGCCAGACCUCCUGCAUCAGCUGGUCACCAUCAUGAAUCCGAACAUCCUCAUGGAUCAUGGCGUCCCAGUUUACAGGACCAAUCAGUGUGCAGGGGAGUUCGUGGUAACCUUCCCACGGGCCUACCACAGCGGCUUCAACCAGGGCUACAACUUUGCAGAAGCUGUUAACUUCUGCACUGCAGACUGGUUACCACUGGGUCGUCAGUGUGUUGCUCAUUACCGCCGUCUCCACCGUUACUGCGUCUUUUCCCACGAGGAGCUGUUGUGCAAAAUGGGGGCCGAUCCAGAGAACCUCGAUGUGGAGCUAGCUGCCGCCGUCUUCAAAGAAAUGGACGAGAUGAUAGAGGAGGAAACAAAACUGAGACAGGCUGUCCAGGAAAUGGGGGUGCUCUCAUCAGAGCAAGAGGUUUUUGAGCUUCUUCCAGACGAUGAGCGCCAGUGCUACAAGUGUAAGACUACCUGUUUCCUGUCUGCACUGACCUGUUCCUGCAGUCCAGAUAGGCUUGUUUGUCUCCACCACACAAAAGAUCUCUGCGAUUGUCCCCUCGGCAGCAAGUGUCUCCGGUAUCGCUAUGAUCUCGAGGAGUUUCCGUCCAUGCUGUAUGGCGUGAAGACACGGGCCCAGUCUUAUGAGACCUGGGCAAAGCGGGUCGCAGAGGCUUUAGCAGCAGACCAGAAAAACAAGAAAGAUCUAAUAGAGCUCAAGGUUUUGCUGGAGGACGCUGAGGACAGGAAGUAUCCUGAGAACGCUUUGUUUCGUCGCCUGAGGGAGAUGGUUAAAGAAGCAGAGACGUGUUCCUCUGUGGCCCAACUGCUGCUCAGCCGCAAGCAAAGGCACAGCAGCCGCCUUCGUUCUGAGAGCAGCCGCAAUCGCACCAAGCUGACCGUGGACGAGCUCAAAGCUUUCGUGGAGCAGCUCUACAGGCUGCCCUGCAUCAUCAGCCAGGCGCGACAAGUCAAAGAGUUACUGGAAACUGUGGAGGACUUCCACGAGCGAGCCCAGGUCGCUCUGUCGGACGAGAUGCCGGACUCCUCCAAGCUGCAGGAGCUAUUGGACCUGGGCAGCGGCCUUGAUGUGGAGCUUCCUGAACUGCCCAAGCUCAAGCAGGAGUUGCAGCAGGCACGCUGGCUUGAUGAGGUUCGUGGCACCCUUGCUGAACCCCACCGUGUCACUCUGGAGCUAAUGAAGAGGCUGAUAGACUCUGGAGUAGGUUUGGCGCCACACCAUGCUGUGGAGAAGGCAAUGGCAGAGCUACAAGAAGUCCUCACCGUCUCGGAGAGAUGGGAGGAUAAGGCGCGGUCCUGCCUACAGGCGAGGCCUCGCCACAGCAUGGCGACCCUGGAGAGCAUUGUGCUGGAGGCAAGGAACAUCCCAGCAUAUCUCCCUAAUGUUUUGGCUCUGGAAGAGGCCCUACAGAAGGCCAAGGACUGGACCUCUAAGAUGGAGGCUAUUCAGAGCGGAAGUAGCUUUGCAUACCUGGAGCAGCUGGAGAGCCUGCUGGCCAGAGGUCGCUCUAUCCCCGUGCGGCUCGACCCACUCGGACAAGUGGAGUCUCAGGUGGCUUCGGCGCGAGCCUGGAGGGAGCGGACGGCCCGCACCUUCCUCAAGAAGAACUCCACUUACACUCUGCUCCAGGUUCUCAGUCCUCGUGUAGACAUCGGAGUGUACAGCAACAGCAAGAGCAAGCGGAAGCGUGUCAAGGAGCUCAUGGAGAAGGAGCGAAGCGGCUACGAUCCCGACGCCCUUAGUGACCUGGAGGAAAGUCUCGAGGAGGUACGAGAUCCUUCGGCUGUGGUGGCCGCUUUCAAAGCCAAGGAGCAGAAGGAAGUGGAGGCAAUCCACUCACUCCGCGCCGCCAACUUAGCCAAGAUGGCCAUGGCGGAUCACAUUGAGGAAGUCAAGUUCUGCCUAUGCCGAAAGACUGCCAGCGGCUUCAUGUUGCAGUGCGAGCUGUGCAAGGACUGGUUCCAUGGAGCGUGCGUCCCUCUGCCUAAGACAGGAACGCAGAAGAAAGUGGGCAUCGGCUGGCAGAGCAACAGCAAAGACUCUAAAUUCCUGUGUCCGCUGUGCCAGAGAUCGAGGAGGCCAAGACUAGAGACCAUUCUGUCCCUGUUGGUUUCUCUGCAGAAGCUGCCGGUGCGUCUGCCAGAAGGAGAGGCUCUGCAGUGUUUAACAGAGAGGGCAAUGAGCUGGCAGGAUCGAGCACGUCAAGCUUUGGCUACCUCGGAGUUGUCCUCAGCUCUGGCAAAGCUUUCCGUUCUGAGCCAGCGUAUGGUGGAGCAGGCGGCGAGGGAGAAAACGGAGAAGAUCAUCAAUGCUGAGCUGCUAAAAGCUGCUGCCAAUCCCGACUUGCAGGGUCACAUCCAGACCUUUCAGCAGUCCGGGUUCAGCAGAGUGGCUUCACCACGCCCCUCUGUGGACUACGAUGACGAGGAAACUGAUUCAGAUGAAGACAUCCGGGAGACUUAUGGCUACGACAUGAAGGACCCAGGUGAGGUGAAGCCCUACCUGUUUUGUGAUGAGGAGAUUCCUGUGAAGUCAGAGGAGGUGGUCAGUCACAUGUGGCCUGCUGCUACUCCUUCGUUCUGCGCUGAACACGCCUACUCGUCAGCCUCCAAGUCCUAUGUGCAAAACCCCAGCACACCCAGAAAGCAACCGAGGAAGACCCCCCUGGUACCCCGGAGCCUGGAGCCCCCAGUGCUCGAACUGUCCCUGCAGGCUAAGGCCCAGCUGGAGGAUCUGAUGAUGCUGGGAGACCUGCUGGAAGUGUCCCUGGAUGAGACCCAGCACAUCUGGAGGAUCCUGCAGGCCACGCACCCUCCCUCUGAGGAGAGAUUCUUGCAAGUCAUGGAGCCCGACAACUCUGUGUUGGAGAAGCCGCUCAAGAUCAAAUUUAAAGAUUCUGAAAAGAAACGGAGGCGAAAGCUGGAGAGAGCCGAGCAACACCACAUGCUGAUGGCCGCCGCUGGUGGUGGCGCCUCAGCCGUGGGAGACAUGAGACUACAGAAGUCGAGAGAGCUAAAACGGGCCGGCCUGGAGCUCGGCCUCGGCGGCAAGCCCAAGAAGAAGAAGCUGAAGCUCAACCUAGAAAAGAACCGCGAGAUGAAGCAGCUGGCCAAGCGGUUAGCCAAGGAGGAGAAGGAGAGGAAGAGGAAGGAGAAGGCUGCUGCAAAAGCAGAGGCUAUCAAGGAAGGUCUGGAGAAGAGGAAGGAGAAAAAGAUCCUGGACAUCCCCUCUAAAUACGACUGGUCAGGUGCAGAGGACUCCAAUGAUGAGAAUGCAGUGUGUGCAGCGAAGAACUGCCAGAGGCCGUGUAAAGACAAGGUGGACUGGGUGCAGUGUGACGGCGGCUGCGACGAGUGGUUCCACCAAGUCUGCGUGGGCGUGACGUGCGAAAUGGCGGAAAACGAGGACUACGUUUGUGUGGACUGCUCCCAGAAGGUGGCUGGCGUGGUAGAAGGAACGACCAUGGAAGAAGUGACGGGGGAGAACAUCGUGGUCUUGGCUCCGUGCGGCACAGCGGCAUCGUCCAUAGCUCCGUGGUCCGCUGUGUCUCUCUUAAACCCUCCAGCUUCACACCAACAGCAGGAGCCCCGGCAGGACAGCUAGCACUCAACAUUUGUUAAGCACCUUUAAGAAAAACUGUGUACAGGCUUGUUUGGCCAGAAGGGGACUUCUUUUACCUUUAUUUGGGAGGAUUUCUAUUACUGUCUGGAUUGUAAAGCACAAGAAAUGAUUAAUACUUCAUGGUUUCAUGAGAGAAAAGUUCUCUCCAACUUCUAAGAUGUGGUGUUGGUGCAGAGAGUUACUCCUCCUGUAAACGUUCUCAGUCUACAACACCAACUUAUCCCUUGAUGGCAACAGUGCUCCAGUUUUAUUAACUUACAGCAAAACACUCACAGAUUUCCUCAAGCUCCCUCGUUUAGUCAGAACAGACAAAUAUGGUCCUGGUCCUGGAACAAAAUGUCCUGCUCACUGCUGCCCUCUGCCUCUCAGACAGAAACAUCUCAAUGUGUAGGACUCAAGACUAGAAGGAAACAAAAAUGGUUUAAAUGUAGUGGAAUUAUUUAUAAUGUAUAUAACUUUUAAACAAAAUGGUUUGUGGCUUUUUGUUUUCUCACCUUUUAAUAAACGAUUCCUAGUCAAAUCGUA
Girardinichthys multiradiatus is the source of this 6483-nucleotide messenger RNA. RefSeq names its product lysine (K)-specific demethylase 5A (gene kdm5a). The transcript is spliced from 28 exons. Bases 733 to 5940 code for a protein of 1735 amino acids. Gene Ontology annotation, molecular function: histone demethylase activity; DNA binding. Gene Ontology annotation, cellular component: nucleus. The record is from RefSeq and is a predicted model, not a curated record. NCBI's taxonomy places the organism in Eukaryota, Metazoa, Chordata, Actinopteri, Cyprinodontiformes, Goodeidae. Gene Ontology annotation, biological process: chromatin remodeling.